This is a messenger RNA of Diabrotica balteata, 834 nucleotides long. The record is from the annotation of a GenBank genome assembly. Lineage: Eukaryota; Metazoa; Arthropoda; Insecta; Coleoptera; Chrysomelidae.
AAAACGUCAAAAACUAAUAUAACCUUUUUAAAACUAAAACUACUUUAAAAAUACAAAUUAAAAAUGUUAAGUAAAUAACGAAUCUAUGAUUAAAUAUGGAUUAAAUGGUUAUCAUAGUUAUGGUUCAAUAUCAUUCAUAUGUCUACUAAUGUAAAUAAUAUCCAAUGCAGUCUCAAGGAACUGAAAUUAAUAAAGAAAAUGUGAAACACGUAUGUUCGAUCUGUGGUUUUGCAAAUGGAGCCAAUAUUUUACUUAAAUACACUAAAGUAUUGGAAGAAGCAUAUCCUCCAACCAAGGGUUCUGUAAAAGCUGCUGGUUAUGACUUAAAAAGUGCACAUGAUGUUGUGGUACCGGCUAGAGGCAAAGCCCUAGUUGAUACAGGCCUGAAAAUUGAACUACCAGAAGGUUGCUAUGGAAGAAUUGCUCCAAGAUCUGGUUUAGCUGUAAAGAACUUCAUUGAUGUUGGAGCUGGAGUAGUUGAUGAAGAUUACCGUGGUCUACUGAAGGUUGUUCUCUUCAACCAUUCUGAUAAUGAUUUUGAAGUAAAGAGUGGAGAUAGAAUUGCUCAGCUGAUCUGUGAAAGAAUAUUUUAUCCUGAACUUGAAGAAGUAAAGGAGUUGACUGAUACUGCCCGUGGUGAAGGAGGUUUUGGAUCCACAGGAACCCAGUAGAAAUGCAUUAUUUUAGUUACCAUGUUCUGAGUAUUUUUAAGGUUUAAUGUUUUUGUUUCCUAUGUAGUAUUUAAUAUUCGUUUGUAAGUGUUUAAUCAUCAGUUCUUUGUAGAUUUAUGUUAAAUUUAUUUGGAAAUGUAUGAAUAAAGUUCUUAUUUUUUAU